Vombatus ursinus (common wombat) is the source of this 711-nucleotide messenger RNA. It is a transcript of the gene RBM11, whose product is annotated as RNA binding motif protein 11. Gene Ontology annotation, cellular component: nucleus. Gene Ontology annotation, molecular function: single-stranded RNA binding. The coding region runs from base 1 to 711 and encodes 236 amino acids. Gene Ontology annotation, biological process: regulation of alternative mRNA splicing, via spliceosome. Lineage: Eukaryota; Metazoa; Chordata; Mammalia; Diprotodontia; Vombatidae. The record is from RefSeq and is a predicted model, not a curated record. The transcript has 5 exons.
AUGUCGGACACACGGGAGAAGGCUGCAGACCGGACGGUAUUCGUGGGAAAUUUAGAGACUAGGGUGCGAGAGGAGAUUCUCUAUGAACUGUUCCUGCAGGCUGGACCAUUAACCAAAGUGACCAUAUGUAAGGACAAAGAAGGAAGACCCAAACCUUUUGGAUUUGUCUGUUUUAAACAUCAAGAAUCAGUAUCCUAUGCUAUAGCUUUGUUAAAUGGAAUUCGUUUAUAUGGUAGACCAAUUAAUGUGCAGUAUAGAUUUGGGAGUUCCCAUUCAGCUGAGUUGAAUAACCAAGUUGCUGAGAACUAUAUUAAUACAAAUUCACAAAUAUGCAGAAAUGAAGACUUUUUGUCAAGAUCAUUUCCCAUACAAACCUUAACGGCAAAUGAUGGUAGCUUUACUCAGGAACUUGGCUCUCAGAGUAUGCAAUAUCCUAUGUAUAAUCUGAUGGUACAACCUUCAAAAUGCCAGAUGACACCACCACUAGCCUCAAGCUUUUCUGUAUUAUCCAUGCCAAAUCCUCUUUCAGAUUUGGAUGCUAGAUCAAGUUCUUUUGAGUUUGCUCACCAGCCAAGUGACUGGGACUUUUACCCAGUGAAUAAAAGAAAAUGGCAGCCAGAAACUAGUGAUAGUAGCACAGAAGAUGACAUAGGAAAUGUAAGAGAAUAUAACAAAAAAUAUAGAAGGUAUAAGAAGAGAAAAAGAAAUUAA